UAUGUUGAGUUUUCCCAGGAUUGGGGGUAGGCAUAUUUUUAAAUUGUUUUUAAAUUUGUUAAUUGUAUGGUCAAUAAAAAUUUCCUUAGGGAGUAAAUUCCAAAUGGUUGUUGUUCUGUUAAUGAAAGAAUUCGAAGUUUUAUUAUUUUUAUGUGAAACUUGGAUCAUAUAAUUGUGUUUUCUAGUAGGCCUAGAAUUUUGUAUAAACAUUUCGUUAGGGUUUAAGCUUGUUAGAU
Messenger RNA from Meloidogyne enterolobii, 236 nucleotides. The record is from the annotation of a GenBank genome assembly. Lineage: Eukaryota; Metazoa; Nematoda; Chromadorea; Rhabditida; Meloidogynidae.